AUGGACUCCUCAAAGCUCUUUUCCCCCUUGAAGGUGGGUAAGCACCAACUCGCCCACCGCAUCGCACUUGCACCCAUGACCCGCUUCCGAGUCAACGACGGCCACGUCCCGCAGGACAUAGUGACCGAGUACUACGCACAGCGCGCCGUUACACCAGGCACGCUCCUCAUCACAGAAGCAACCCUGAUCUCAACCAGACCAGGCGUAUACCGCAACGUGCCGGGUCUGUUUGACAGCGCACAAAUCGCACAGUGGCGCAAAGUCACAGACGCCGUGCACGCGAAGGGGUCAUAUAUCUUCGCGCAGCUAUGGGCUCUUGGCCGCGUCGCUGAUCCCGCCGCAACGAAGGAGGCGAAUGGUCCCGACACAGAGCUUCUCUCGAGCAGCGCGACUCCGCUUGACCCCGCGCUAGUGCCGAAGGAGAUGAGUGAGGAGGAUAUCGCGGCGGUGAUCGGGGAUUUUGCCCAGGCGGCGAAGAACGCAAUUGAGGCGGGCUUUGAUGGCGUUGAGAUCCACGGCGCGAAUGGGUAUUUGGUUGACCAGUUUAUUCAGAAGACUGUGAAUAAGAGGACGGAUGCGUGGGGUGGGAGUGUUGAGAACCGCGCGCGGUUCCCGCUGGAGGUGAUCAAGGCUGUUGUUGAUGCUGUUGGUGCGGAGCGCACGGCGAUCCGAUACAGCCCGUGGAGCACGUUCCAAGGGAUGGGCGUUGACACAAAGGAGGAAAUUAUUGAGCAGUUUGGGUAUCUGGCGCGCAAAACGGCCGAGUUCAAGCUUGCGUAUGUGCAUAUUGUGGAGGCGCGCAUUGCGGGCAACACGGAGACGGAAGUUGCCGGAAGUAAGGACCUGCAGUUCUUCUUCGAUGGGUACCAGCAUGCUGGGCCGAUUAUGGUGGCCGGCGGGUAUGUCGGGGAGAGUGCGCGCGAGGCCGCAGAUGGGCAGUAUAAGGACCACGACGUGCUGUUUGCCAUCGGACGGCCAUGGACCGCCAACCCAGAUCUUGCCUUCAGGGUCAAGAACAGCAUCCCGCUGCGGCCGUACGAGAGAGAGCACUUCUAUGUAGCACGCAGCCCAAGGGGAUACAUCGAUUAUGAGGUCAGCGAGGAGUUCAAGACCGCUGCUGUUUCUGCUUGA
Messenger RNA from Aspergillus puulaauensis, 1131 nucleotides. Its product is annotated as alkene reductase. The transcript has a single exon. Gene Ontology annotation, molecular function: NADPH dehydrogenase activity; FMN binding. NCBI's taxonomy places the organism in Eukaryota, Fungi, Ascomycota, Eurotiomycetes, Eurotiales, Aspergillaceae. The record is from RefSeq and is a predicted model, not a curated record. The coding region runs from base 1 to 1131 and encodes 376 amino acids.